UUUUCCUUUGCAGCAGGAGGGAGCAGCUGCAGCAGCAGGAACAGGAGGAGGACACGGCUGCCCUGGCCCUUUGCUCUGCGGCGCAGCCCGGCCGCUGCCCAGGCGCCAGGGCAGGCGGGCUGCGGCUGCAGCAGGGCGCUCUUUGGCCAGCCCCUGGCAGCCGUCUGCGGGGAGGAGGGCACGCUGCCCCGGCCCAUCCAGGAGCUGCUGGCUGUCCUGCAGCAGGAAGGGCCAUCGACGGAGGGGAUAUUCCGGCAAGCUGCCAGCGUGACAGCGCUUCGGGAGCUGCGGGAGGCCCUGGACCGCGGUGCAGAGGUGGAGCUGGGAAGGCAGCCGGCGCUGCUGCUGGCUAUCCUCUUGAAGGACUUCCUGCGAAGCAUCCCCUCCAAGCUCCUCGUCAACGACCUCUACGAGGACUGGAUGGCCGCCAUGCGGAGGACCAGCAAGGAGGAGAAGAUGGCAGAGCUGAAAGCGGUGGCCGAGAAGCUGCCCGCGGCCAACGUCCUCCUCCUGAAGCGGCUGCUCUCCCUCCUCCGGCGCAUCGCCCGCAGCGCGGGCACCAGCAGGAUGAGCUCCAGCAACCUGGCCAUCUGCAUGGGGCCAAGCCUGCUGAGCCCACCGCACGAGGACCUGCUCCCGCUGGAGGCCAUGCUGGAGGCGACCGAGAAGGUGAAGGUGCUGGUGGAGUUCCUGGUGGAGAACUGCAGGGAACUCUUUGGGGAGGAGACCGCUGAGCUUUGCUGUCCAGCAGCCGAGGAGUCGCCAGCCCCCAGGCAGAGCUCCCGAGGCACCUCCGGCUUUGCCUCCGAGCACCCCCGAGAGCGCGGCAGACUCCCCGGGGCGCCCCGAAGAACUGGCGAGCCUUUCAAGGGAAAGAAGGUUUGCAGGCUCUCCCCAGGCCGAGGGAAAAAGAAGAGAGCGAAAGAGGAAACAGGCCUGGGGGGAGGAGAGUGAAAGCCCCGUGGAAGAGACGAGGAGGAAGAAGAGGGCAGA
Molecule: messenger RNA, 993 nt
Organism: Grus americana (Whooping crane)
Lineage: Eukaryota; Metazoa; Chordata; Aves; Gruiformes; Gruidae
Product: T-cell activation Rho GTPase-activating protein-like
Exons: 7
Biological process (GO): signal transduction; regulation of Rho protein signal transduction
Molecular function (GO): GTPase activator activity
Source: RefSeq, a predicted model, not a curated record